CUUAAAGCGAGAAGGCUGCUAAAGUUUUCUUGUUUUUGAGCUCAGGGUUUCGUCGCUACAGCGACCCAAAAAGUCUUCCCAGCUGUCAGCUGGACUGAAAACCCAAAGACAGCCUGAAGGGAGAGAAUCAUGCUUCGCUGCAGGAGGUGUCGGAAAGGCAUCAUAGACUCAACAUGUUUGUCGAUGCAGGUUGAGGACACAGAUGAGAGCUCAGCUGCUGUUUGCAGCAUUUGGCACGUCAACGUGGACACACUGCCAGAGUGGAUACUGACCUCAGUUCACCAGGCCCAGUGGACUGUCGGAAAACUCAACUGCCAGUAUUGCGGAGCUCGUUUGGGCGGCUUCAACUUCAGUAACCGCAGCGAGUGUCCCUGUGGCCGAGACGCCACCGUCCACCUCAGCAAAAGCCGCGUGGAUCGUGACCAGAAACACUACGUUCUCAUCGUCCAGCCGAGGAGGACGAGGCCUGGGAAGGGUCCGGCUGUGCUGCUGACAGGCGGCUCUCAGGACAGACAGCACAGGGCUGAAUAUAACCGGACACCGCUGGACAGCUUACAGCUCAACUGUGCAGCUGUCAUGUCCCACAUCAGCCCUGCUGAGGCGUCUAAUUCACUGACUGACGGUGAAAACACCUCCUUUUCUUUCAGUCCUCUGUACUGCAUCUCUCACAGGAGACGCUGCAGUUUGGAGGACGAUGCCACCAUCAGGUCGUCAUGUUUUUGUCCUUCAGGACCUUCGGUCAGUUCUUCUGUUGAGAGGAAACACGAGUCUUCACGCACACCUGUCUCAUAUCCCACCAGUCAGCAGACUGACUCUGACGGUGAGGCCUCAGUUAAUGCAGCCGCCCGUCAUUCAUUUGUCUCUGGAAGGACACGGUCACCUCUGGAUCGACAGCUGCUGCAGACUGUGGAGGACGUCGAGUCUUCUCCAGAGACAACAGCUGUCAACGAGGACGCGUCUGAUUCAGCGCUGUUCCUCAGAGGGAGGUCCAUCUCUGACAGUGUGGCCGAACCAGACGGGGAAGCGCUGCCCCAGGCAUCGAUGGCCUCCCCGGCCUCAAACAGACUGAGCAAAAGAGAGAAGAACCGUCUGAAGAGUAUCAGGAGGAAACAGAGGAGGAGAGAGCGAUGGCUGCACAGCCAGCUGGAGCAGGCUGAGAGUGUGAGCGGGUCCCUGUUGGACAGUGAGGAGGAGGACAGAGAAGGCCUCACCUGCGCCGUGUGUCUCGACGUCUACUUCAGCCCGUACAGCUGUCAGCCCUGCGGCCACAUCUUCUGCGAGCCGUGUCUCCGCACAAUCGCCAAGAACCGACCGACAAACACGCCCUGCCCUCUCUGCCGCACCCUCAUCUCACACACUGACUUCCACAGAGAGCUCAACCAAACAGCAAAGACCUUCUUCCCCAAAGUGUACUACGCCCGCAAGCAGAACUUCCAGAACGCUUCGUGUGCAAAAUGGCCUCUGCCCAGCUGUCGCAAGCGCUUCCGUACCUUCUGGGGAGAGCAGAGACAGGCGGCGGCAGGAAGACGCUGGCACUUUGGCCACGUAGGUUUCACGCUGGACGCUUUGGACUUCACCGACAUGCGCGGCUGGCUCUUCGACAUCGGCCUGGUCAUCGUCUACAUCCACUCAGUCAACUGGAUCCUGGCGUUCCUGUUCUUCUGUUUCCUCAUGUACUACUUCUUCUUUUGAGACGCAGAGGAGCGCUCGACAGUUUGUAAAACAGGUUCAUCUUUAUUUUCUUUGAAGAGAGUGGAUAAUGUGCGAUUUUCAGGUUUCUGAGAAAUUCACACGUGAAACCUGUUUACCAGUGGUAAAAAUAACAGGUUUGCAGGUUUGAAAUUUGCACAAAUUGUUUGAAAAGUUUAGUCCGUUAACUGGCAACAAAGUUGCUUUAAAAAGCUAACUUUAAAAAGUAACUUUAAAAAGCUUACGACUACGUAGAACAGAUCUCCUUUUUUCCAGUGUUAAGUACCAAUGUUGUAAGUGCAAUAAUACAUCUAAGGUGUCCUGAUACAAUGAAUAAGACUGAAAAAUGACGCUACUUGAAGCAGUCUGUUAAUCCCGUUAACUUUGGACAUUAGGAAAACCUCGCAAAUUUGUGCAGGUUGGGUUCAUUUGGUAAAAUUGUAGUGACGAUCAGACAGAAGAAGAACAUGAUUGGUCAAUCAUGCAUGAUGUAAUCUGACGCUUUUGUUCAAUAAGGAAUAGCUUAACAUUUUGGGGAAAUAUGCUGGUUCCUUUUCUUUAAUAGAGGUAGAAGAUUGAUACUACUCUCAUGCCACAAACGUUUUCAGCCACCGAAGAUCCCCACGAAAUCUGACAGUGACAGUAGCAUGCAAACUGGAGAUACGGAGAUACGGGUAGUUCAAAUGUAUUUGCUGCACACUGAGAGGCAUACGCAUGUAAAUAAGACACGAUGCAGCUCUGUCUGAAACCUGGAUUGACAUCAGUUUUCACAACCUUAAAACCUUUAACACAUGAGUGGAUCGGUUUGAUUUCUUCUGAAAUUAUGAACAAAAAGCAACAAGCAAGAAAUUGGUCAAACGUGAAAAGAAAAUGGCAAAGAAAUGAAGAGUAGUUUUUAAUAGAGGAAAUUAUUAGAAAAUUA
This is a messenger RNA of Plectropomus leopardus (leopard coralgrouper), 2611 nucleotides long. It is a transcript of the gene rnf180b, whose product is annotated as ring finger protein 180b. The record is from RefSeq and is a predicted model, not a curated record. NCBI's taxonomy places the organism in Eukaryota, Metazoa, Chordata, Actinopteri, Perciformes, Serranidae. Gene Ontology annotation, biological process: protein polyubiquitination; norepinephrine metabolic process; serotonin metabolic process. Gene Ontology annotation, molecular function: ubiquitin protein ligase activity; ubiquitin conjugating enzyme binding. Gene Ontology annotation, cellular component: endoplasmic reticulum membrane.